Messenger RNA from Periconia digitata, 1404 nucleotides. The record is from the annotation of a GenBank genome assembly. NCBI's taxonomy places the organism in Eukaryota, Fungi, Ascomycota, Dothideomycetes, Pleosporales, Periconiaceae.
ACCGCGUCCCUAGUCAGCGCUUCCCCAUGGCCAUAUCCCACCAUCAAAUCAACUUGCCAAUUCUUUCUUGAUUUCUUUCCUGAUUCUCCUUUUUUGAUUUAUUAUGGGGAGGAGAAACAAGAGUCGCCUUCCACCGGACCAAUCAAGCCCGCCACCCGCGGCAUAUACUCAUCCGAGCAAUCUAUAUCCAAUCUGUGAUAUACAUAGUAUAUGUACCUAGGUAUAGAAUGAUGAUGAUAAAGAUCUACACGUGUGCCUGUGCGCGGAAUCAAGAAACGGCCAAGGGGAAAAUCAUCGCGAAUCAUUCAUUUCAAAUCUCGCCUCGCCUCGCCCGUAUCGCGCGAACUAGGGGCCUUCAACUGCCGGCCACCAUCAGGUUUUUUACCCUUUCUAUAUUCCAUUUUGCCCUGCUUCAUAUCGUCCGUCGUCUAGAGAGACCCAAUCAACGACCAUGUACUCUUGAAUUCCUGAUUUCCUUCAUUUCCUCGGCAUCAUCGUCAUCAUCAUGUCGAUAUCUGUCUCACAGUACACUGCAGUACAGUACCUUGCAGACACCUAAAAAGCACAGGGGAGAAGGACGGCGGUGUGUAUCCAUUCAAAACAGCAAGCCAAUCGCAUCCCCGCAAUCCUCCUCCACCUGCCUCAUACCCGCUGUGAAACCAAUGACAAUCUCUCUCAUGACUUCUGUCCAUUUUUCUAUUGAAUCACCCAGUUAGUCUGCUUCACAUUCCGUGACUUGCACCUUUUGUCUUUCAAUCAUGACCUUGAUUUGGAAAGGUGAAUAGCGCAUUAUUCUUUCGUGUGUGAUGGUGGUGGUGUUGGUGGAAGACCGUUCUCACUUCACUGCCACCACCACGGCUGAAAUGCCAUCUCGAUCCUCUCUUUCCUACUUGCCUAUUCCACUCCCCCAUCAUUCAAUCUACUUGUAUGCGAUGUGGAAGGUCGUGGACUCGGGAACCUACCUAGGCAAGUCACACACACCUUUUGCGACCUUGUCACAGCCGUCCGUUAUGUGUCUAUGUGUCUAUGUGUAUGCCGAUGCCAUCCGUUGACUGUCUCCCCUUCACCCAACUCAUUCGACUAAACAAUGACAUACCGCAAUCACUCUACCCGAGUCAUCCAUACCGCGAGUUCAACAUGCGCAUCACCACGCAUCCUACAUCCUGCAAAAGCUACAUACAUACUCACACUCCUGUAACGAGAAUAAGGCAGCCUUCAAUUGCACUUGCCCGCGCAAUCAAAAUCCUUCAUCCUCCAUCAGAAAUUACUGGCAGUAAUCUACGUACAAGUGCAAUUAACCUUCCAACUCCCAAGGCACACAUACAUGUACAUAGCACAUGGUACAUGGUACAUAUGCAUAUACGGAGCGGUGGCGCCUUCCUUCCUCCCCUCCCGACCCCCCGU